AUGCUAUUAAAUCUAUUCGAUCAAUCAGGACAAUCUACGCAGGAUUUAACACGUGAAUCAUCAGAAUUUUUAUGGUACCAAUUAUUACGUGAAUAUAUAAUGAAAAUGGUUCAAACGAACGAUAGUAAAAAAAUUAUGCUAGAAAAAUUUCGUUUAUAUUAUAGAACAAUUAAAGCUUAUUUGUCUAAAGUAGAUGAAAGUAAAAAUCUUAGAUGGUACGAACUAAUCGACUAUCAAGUUGGAUAUCUUCUGAUUGAGAUGGAUCAGUCAGUCGAAGCUAUUCGUUAUUCUGAAAAUCUAUUAGAAGAAGCAAAAGAUGAUAAAAACAGUUUUAUCGCUCUUUUUGGAUUAGUAAUUGCUUGUCUAAAUAAUGAACAAGUUGAACAAGCAAAUGAAUAUAUAAAUCAUUGCUGUAAACUUUAUGAAAAUAUUCCGGACGGUACUAUCUAUGAUCAUUGUCAUAUAUUUGAUCUUUUAGGAAGUAUUGCUCAUAAACAAAAUAGACCUAAACUUGCCAUUCAUUAUUAUACAGAAAUCUUAAAAAUCGUACCGGAAGAUGAUACGGAUAUGAUAUCGAUUGCUAAUACUAAUUUAGCAAAUAUUUAUUAUUCUAAUGUUUAUUAUGGAAUUAAUGAAUUUGAUAAAGCAAUUGACAAUUGUAUGAUAUCAUUAACUUUAAUUGAUGAUAAUAAUGAAAGAAAGAUUGCUCAAAUUUAUGAAAAUAUUUUCGGAUGUUAUGGUAUGAUGAGUGAAUAUUUAUUAGCAAUUACGUAUUUAGAAAAAUCGUUAGUAAUACAAGAAUAA
This is a messenger RNA of Adineta steineri, 804 nucleotides long. Lineage: Eukaryota; Metazoa; Rotifera; Eurotatoria; Adinetida; Adinetidae. The record is from the annotation of a GenBank genome assembly.